Molecule: messenger RNA, 1019 nt
Organism: Pelodiscus sinensis (Chinese soft-shelled turtle)
Lineage: Eukaryota; Metazoa; Chordata; Testudines; Trionychidae
Source: RefSeq, a predicted model, not a curated record
CCCUGGUGCCGGGAGAGCCACUCCCACGAUACCCGUCCUGUGGGGCUGCCUGGGGGCUUGUUCUCUGGGGGCCUUUCCUGGUGGGUGGGUAGAUGGGUGGGUGGGUUCAGGGCUGGGCUGGCCCGGGGGGGGUCUCACCAGCACCUGUCCCACACCCUGCAGGGCUUUUUCCGACGGACCAUCCAGAAGAACCUGCACCCGUCCUACUCCUGCAAGUACGAUGGCAGCUGUGUCAUCGACAAGAUCACCCGCAACCAGUGCCAGCUGUGCCGCUUCAAGAAGUGCAUCGCCGUGGGCAUGGCCAUGGACUCUGCAAGGGCAGCCCAGCGGAAGCUGAUCGAGGAGAACCGGGAGCGGCGGCGCAAGGAGGAGAUGAUCAAGACCCUGCAGCACCGCCCGGAGCCCAGCGCCGAGGAGUGGGAGCUGAUCCACGUGGUGACGGAGGCGCAUCGCAGCACCAACGCCCAGGGCAGCCAUUGGAAACAGAAGCGGAAAUUCCUGGUGAGCGCCCUGACCUCCCGCCAUCCGCGUGGGGCACCCCCCCCACUCGUGUCCCUCCUGCACCGCACACGCCACGCCCACCCUGAGUGCAAGCGUAUGCUCCCUCGCAGGCGUGGCUGCUGCAUGGAGAUCAUGUCGCUGCGGGCGGCCGUGCGCUACGACCCCGAGAGCGAGACGCUGACGCUGAGCGGGGAGAUGGCCGUCAAGCGGGAGCAGCUGAAGAACGGGGGGCUGGGCGUGGUGUCCGACGCCAUCUUCGACCUGGGCAAGUCGCUCUCCGCCUUCAACCUGGACGACACGGAGGUGGCGCUGCUGCAGGCCGUGCUGCUCAUGUCCUCAGGUACGGGCCUGCGGGGGGCGGCUGCCCCUCACUCCCACUGGGCCCUGCUGCUGGGAAGGGAUAUUCCCAUCAUGCACUGGGCCACAUGGCUGCUGCUGCCCAUGGGGGCAGGAUGGGCAGUUCCUUCUACCCCCUGUGGAUUCAGCUGAGAGCUCCACAGCCUGCCCCUCACAAUCAG